Messenger RNA from Peronospora belbahrii, 2295 nucleotides. NCBI's taxonomy places the organism in Eukaryota, Oomycota, Peronosporomycetes, Peronosporales, Peronosporaceae. The record is from the annotation of a GenBank genome assembly.
AUGAAGACUAAGCGUUCCAAGAAGAACAAGACCUCUAGAUCUAGUGAUAUGGUCAUUUCAGGCUCUCGUAAAUGGACUCAUCUUCCACGUCUUGUGAUAUUUGAUCUCGAUUUUACAUUAUGGUAUCCUGAAAUGUACGAACUAUGGGGAGCUCCUUUUAAAAAGAAUCCAACAACAGGAGCAGUGACAGACUGCAAAGGUGAACAAGUUCACUUUUUCAAUGCAGUGCAUACUGUGAUGAAAAUUCUCAAGACGGAUUCACAGUUUCAAGGUACAACCAAAGUGGCUGUGGCCUCCAGGACAACGGAACCGAAAUGGGCCAAGACUUGCAUGCGUCUUAUGGACGUGGACAUUGAGACCAAUGGAUGUGGUCCAUCACGAUACGACAAAGAUGGUAAAGAAGACGACGAGAAUGAUCACAAAGUGACCCAAACAUCAUUGCAAAGUAUUAUUGACUAUGAAGCCAUUUAUCCUUGUAACAAACGCGUGCAUUUCGAGCAACUCAAGAAAGACAGCGGGAUUCCGUUUGAGGAUAUGCUCUUUUUUGAUAACGAGUAUGGGAAUGUGCAGGACAUUCAAAAACUAGGUGUAAUAUGUGCAUACUGUCCAAAAGGACUUACUAUAGGAUCGUGGAUUCAAGUGAACCAUUUGGACCUAUUUCAACUUUUGAGUCAUCUUUUUUGCAGGACCCAACAAAUCGUGUACCUCUUUGAUUGUGCCAAUCUUCAAGUGGUCACCAUGGCACCAACCCGACACGUCUCGCAGUGGCGACUCUGUCGACGUCCCGAGCCUUCUUCUAGCUCUGAAAACUCUUCGACAUGUUUGCCAAAUAAAUCUCAAGCAAUUGCAAAAGAUUCAUCGUCUCUACCUCCUGUAUCAUUGCGAUAUCUCAAUGAGUUUGUAGGCAAACUGCACUGUGCUUCUGCUUUACUCGAGCACGAAUUAUUUCCAGAUGCAAAAGAGAUUACCGAGAGUAUGGGUCUCUUUAAUGCUGUUCGGCGAUAUAUUCAGCCUAGAAACAUACAAAAUCAUGUCGAGACACAUGACAAACAUGAUGGCAUUGUAGUUGUCGGAGAUGGCAAUACUCCACGUACGGCUGCUAUGUUUGCAUUUCGAAUGCAAGGCUGGACGAGUUAUAGUGUCGAUCCAGCAAUGGAGAGUGGGACGAGCGAGCGAUCGAAAGGGUGGGAAAAGGUGUCAAAUCUUGUGGUGAUGCGAAACAAAAUUGAACACGUGCGCAUUGUUUUAAGAAGAGCAAUUGUGGUACUAGUGCAUGCACAUGUGACGCUGGAUCAGGCAUUGAGUGCUGUGCAAGCGGAGGAGGUAUGUGGUGUGGUCACGCUACCUUGCUGUAACUGGUAUGGUCAGCAGGAAUCGAUCUUUGGACGCGGCCCAGACCUUGUGUACGAUGACUUCAGUGUGCUUUCUGAUCAUCGCGAGAUCCGCUUGUGGGUCGGUGACGGAACUAGUCUGGGUCGUAGCGAUGUUAAUGCGUCUCAUGGUGACAUGUCGUUGACGUUAGGUGCUAUGAAGGGGGUGUCGGAUGCUCUGCAAAAGAAGCACGAUGGAGUGCUCGAUUUUAUCCGCGAUACACUGGCAGAGCUAACCUGUGAUACCUCUCUGUUGAGCCAGGAAAAGUGCAUGGCAGAAGAGCAAACGAUCGGUAACAGUUUGCCAUCCGCUGUCAUGUCAAACCUGAGAAUGGAUAGUCAUGUGCUUGUUCUUGACUGGCAUCCUCGUCGUUCUGCAAUGCGUUUGCUACUACGUGACGGAUACACGGAUGUUUAUACACUUUCGUUGGCUGGUGACCUGUCAUUCAGUGUUGACGAUAGCGGUACACUUGGCACGAAAGUUUUACAAUUACAACUUUACAAGGGCACUAGCACCGAGGGCAUCGAGUCUAGAAAUGCGGAGAGUGGAGACGAGGAAAAUAUGCAGCUAAAGCCAUGUGGCUAUUUCACUCUCCAGUCCUCUUUUGCUUUAUCCAGUGCUUACAAAUACGACAACGAGUCUGAGGAAACGGUCCACGUGUCAUUCUGUCAUGUUGAAUACCCAGUACCCCCACUCGCUUGCGUGUUGGACGUAGGUUUUAUCUUCUACGGCUUCCGUGGUCGUGCAAAACGACCUGCCACAUUCUUCCGGCAAUUGUAUCGUACACUCGAUGAGUUUGUGGUAGCUUGUGGGAAUGCCGCUAAGAACAAUCCAGAUCAAACCCGAGAAACACCAAUGUACGUGUACUGCUGCUUCAAGCGUCCAACCGUUUCGGAUUCAAAGCGUCUAACGUGCUGCUCUUGA